AUGGGCCUGGCUGGCGAGCUGAUUUGGUUCACGAAGCAAAUCAGCGCAGCUGGCUGGCAGAGUGCCUGGGCUCGCUCAUCGCAGCUCCUCCUUGGGACGCAGCAAGUCGCGCUGCAGCCAGAUGUUGUGCUGCUCGGAGCCGCAUCAGGGGCAUUCAGCCAUGGGAGACGCUGGCAAGAAGCAGUACAACUCUUAGUUGGCUUGCGAUGUCUUGCUGUGCGGGCGAAUCAGGUCCUUCAUGGUGCAGUAGUGGCUGCCUGUCGCGAGCAGUGGCCGCGUACCUUCUGCGUCCUCCAGGAGAUGUCGGAGGUGAAUCUAGGAGUGAGCACGGUUGCGGCCGGACCCGCUGUCCAUGCAUCGCCAUGGGUACGUGGUCUGGAUCUUCUCGGCGAUUUGCAGGGCCGACUCUGUGAGAUAAGCGCGGUUUGCUGGAACUCGAUCAUCGCCUCUUCGGGAGCUUCCUGGCCGAAGGCGUUGAACCUGGUGGACGUCUCCGAACAGGCUGCUGCAGAAACAAAUCUGGUAGCGCUGACCGCCGCAUUCAUCGUCACGUCAGCAUGGAGAGCUUCGACUGGUUUGACGGAGCAGUGGGACGCGCCUGCUUAUGGCGCGGCAUUUGCCAAGCUGGGUUCAUUCGGAGAGUGGGCAAGGCCGCUGGCACUCCUUCAGCAGGCCGGUGAAGGCCGUGUGCACCUCGAGCAGCCGCAGAGUGCUGCGGCCGUUGGUGCAUGUUCACGGUGUUGUGCCUGGAGGAGGAGCUUGAACAUCUUGCUCCGGAGGAGUCGCAGCCAUGCCAGGUAG
Messenger RNA from Symbiodinium sp. CCMP2592, 801 nucleotides. NCBI's taxonomy places the organism in Eukaryota, Dinophyceae, Suessiales, Symbiodiniaceae. The record is from the annotation of a GenBank genome assembly.